AUGGGGCCAACUGGCCAUUUGUCUGCCGGGCCACCUGGACCUCCAGGAGAGAAAGGAGCCAUGGGGCCAGCUGGCCCUGUGUCUGCUGGGCCACCCGGACGUCCGGGAGCAAAGGGAGCCAUGGGACCAGCUGGCCCUGUGGGAAAGGACGGGCCGCCCGGACCAGUUGGGCCCAGAGGGCUGAAGGGACCCGUCGGGCCGCCCGGUCCAAAUGGGCCCAGAGGGUUGAUGGGAACCAUUGGGAUGCCUGAUCCUUCAGAGAGCUCAAAGUGCCUGCCUGACGAUGCAGCUUGUCCCAAAGAUUAUACAAAGUUCCGCGGAAUCUGCUACAAGGCCUUCGACACUCCUACGUACUUCAGCACAGCAGCCGCGGCCUGUCGUGAUGACGGCGGCACCCUCGCCAUGCCCCGAGACGGUGCGAGCAACAUCUUUCUGGUCUCCUUGCAACGUCCUGGCAUCAGCUACUGGAUCGGCCUGCACGAUCAGCGCAAAGAAGGGCGCUUUGAGUGGGUGGACGGUUCUGCACUUGGUAACUUCAGCUCGUGGGCAAGGAGCAGACCAAGUAAGAGAGAACGCGACGCCAAGGUGAAGGAUUGCGUCAUUUUUGACGCAACGCUGUGGAGCGACUUCCCAUGUAAUCGGCCGUAUCGCUUCAUGUGCCAGGUGGUUCCCGGCCCGGCAGCCAACCGUACUGUUGACUGGCCGACAGACUUGACGUGA
Messenger RNA from Branchiostoma floridae (Florida lancelet), 720 nucleotides. Its product is annotated as collectin-12-like. The coding region runs from base 1 to 720 and encodes 239 amino acids. The record is from RefSeq and is a predicted model, not a curated record. The transcript is spliced from 2 exons. Lineage: Eukaryota; Metazoa; Chordata; Leptocardii; Amphioxiformes; Branchiostomatidae.